UCUACUAGAACUGAAGCUCUCUGCUUCAAACUGAUGGGAGAGUGGACCUGGUGAAGGUAACCAUCGACCACUGUUCCCUGGGAUCGUGACCUUGUUGGGCUUGUUGGUGGAGCCGUUGCAACGCGCGAGGAAAGCGCGUAUGUGCUUAGCAGGGGAAGGAGGGGGGAAAGGUCUCUUGAAGAUGCGGAGAGGCGUUGAGCUCGCGCUCGCCGCCGAGGGUUUGAAUAGGCUAGGCAAAGGGCUUGGACUGUAGAAAGGAAAGCCUGAAGAUUUCACCGCUGGAGUUUGAUCGGAGGAAAACAGAGUUUCAGAGGAAGAGAUAGACUACACGCAAAAGAGGAGGAAGAAGAAGAAGGAGAGAAGCGAGAUUCGUUACAUAUCCUUUGCCAUUGCAUCUCAAAUCCUUCAACGAAACAACAAUCAGAUAGCAAGCUCAACGGUUUGAAGUGAGAGGUUAAAGAGAGAGAGAGAGAGAGAGAGAGAGCUCACAUAGCGACGAGAGAUGGCGCCGGAUUCGGACUUCCGGGGGAGAAGAAUUCGGCGGAUUCCGAUGUACUGUGGAUCUGAUUCGGCUGUUACCGGCUGCAUCAUACAGCUCAGAAACUCGAAAUCUUUUGAUGGCUUCGGCUUCUCUUCCCCUCACAAAACACAUCCCUUUCCCGAUCCAAUCAGACGUUGCCAGCGCAUCAAGGAUCAACCACAAAUAAAUCCUUCACUAAGGAUUCAACCUCAGCGUAACGUCAAGUUUAAUUAUUAUUUUAUUUUUAAUGCAUAAGAAUUAGCGCUAAGAAAUAGCUAAUAUCCCGCGUUGCAGCUGGUCUUACAUUGUUUAGUACAACUACUAUAUAUAUAUAUAUAUAUAUAUAAGUUAUGUACAAAAAGUGAUGUAAUUCACUCAUUUACCUACGGUACACAAGAUCAAUGCAUAUGACUCAACUUGCAACACCAUUUUUAAAAAUAAUAUUGUCAAUAAUCUAAAGAAUUAUUCAUGAAUUAUAAUGUAACAUAUAAUCGUAUACUAACUAGUUGACUAAUUACUCAACUAAUUAAGCUUCUACUAUUUGACGAUACCCAUUUGCAUUACACCACCCUGCCGACCCAAUACGUAUUCAAAAUCUCAGUUGAAAAAAAAAUAACAUUCUUUAUUUAUCAAAACGUCUAAGACACACACUUGUCUUAAAAUAAAUAAAAUAGAAAUCUAUAAUAGUAAAUAGUAGUAAUACAUUUGCAAUCCCGAACAAAAUCAACAUUUAAAAAUUAUAUUACAAAUAAAUAAAGGAAAAAUAAAGAAACAAAAUCGUGAACACAUGGUUGCAUGAGAGAUACUUCUCUCCUAAAGAUCCACUUCCUCUAAACCAGAAUCUUUCCUCUUUCUCUAAUCAUAUCAAAUCUCCCUAUAUAUACACACAAACACAUUGAUAUAUAUAUAUAUAUAAACACCCUGAACUCUUCACUAAAUUACAAAACUAAAAAAAGUUUGUACUUUUCAUUUCUCCUGUGAUCUCUUACCAAUGGAGCAAGAACUACCUUCUAGUACCAGACCCAAGCCCAAGCUACUAAACCGGCUCAACACAUACGUGGGCUCAAGCCGGGUCGGUAAGCGGUUCAAACUCGCCGAACGAAACUCAACUUUCACGACGGAGCUCCGCGCCGGUACGGCGACUUUCCUCACCAUGGCUUAUAUCCUCGCCGUGAACGCCUCCAUCCUCUCCGACUCCGGCGGAACUUGCUCUGUCUCCGACUGUGUCCCCCUCUGCUCAAACCCAACGCUCCUACCUUCCCAGUGUACCGGACCGGGUCUAAGACUAAUCCAACCGGAUAUAACAUGUAAAUUCGAUCCGGUUAAUCCCGGUUACGCAGCCUGCCUAGAAGGACUCCGAAAGGAUCUUAUCGUCGCCACCGUGGCUUCCUCCUUGAUCGGAUGUGUAAUCAUGGGACUGAUGGCGAAUCUUCCUCUAGCGUUAGCUCCGGGAAUGGGAACAAACGCUUACUUCGCUUACACAGCCGUCGGUUUUCACGGAUCCGGUUCAAUCUCGUACCAAACCGCUCUCGCCGCGGUUUUCAUCGAAGGAUUAAUAUUCCUCUUCAUCUCCGCCAUAGGCUUCAGAACGAAGCUAGCGAAACUCGUCCCUAAACCGGUCCGAAUCAGCUCCUCGGCCGGUAUAGGCCUCUUCCUCGCCUUCAUCGGUUUACAAAACAAUCAAGGACUCGGUUUAGUCGGUUACAGCCCCUCCACUCUAGUAACUCUCGCCGCGUGUCCAUCCUCGUCACGUGCCUCGUUAGCUCCCGUUAUAACGUCGGCUAACGGAACCGUCGCUUUACUCGCUGGCGGUUCAGUUUCUGGCGAUAUCAUGUGCCUCCACGGACGCAUGGAGAGCCCCACCUUCUGGCUGGGCAUCGUCGGGUUCGUGAUCAUCGCUUACUGCCUGAUCAAGAACGUGAAAGGAGCGAUGAUCUACGGGAUCGUCUUCGUAACGGCCGUUUCGUGGUUCCGUAACACGGAGGUAACGGCGUUUCCGAACACAACGGCGGGAGAUAACGCGCACGAUUAUUUCAAAAAGAUCGUCGACGUCCACGUCAUCAAGAACACGGCGGGAGCGUUAAGCUUCUCGGGGAUAAGCAAAGGGCAUUUCUGGGAAGCGUUGGUGACUUUCCUCUACGUGGAUAUUUUGGACACGACGGGGACGCUCUACUCCAUGGCGAGGUUCGCCGGAUUCGUCGACGAGAAGGGAGACUUCGAGGGGCAGUACUUCGCGUUCAUGUCCGACGCGUCCGCGAUCGUGAUCGGAUCGCUGCUCGGGACGUCGCCGGUGACGGUUUUUAUCGAAUCGUCGACGGGGAUAAGGGAGGGAGGGAGGACGGGGCUGACGGCGAUCACGGUGGCGGUUUAUUUCUUCUUCGCGAUGUUUUUCACGCCGCUGCUGGCUUCGAUUCCGGCGUGGGCGGUUGGUCCGCCGUUGAUACUGGUGGGGGUGAUGAUGAUGAAGGCGGUGACGGAGAUAGAUUGGGGAGAUAUGAGGGAGGCGAUUCCGGCGUUUGUGACGAUGAUUCUGAUGCCGUUGACGUACUCGGUGGCGUAUGGGUUGAUCGGAGGGAUUGGGACGUAUGUUGUGUUGCAUCUGUGGGACUGGGGUGAAGAAGGUAUGGUGAAGUUUGGGUUCUUGAAAAGGAAAGUUGAGGAAGAAGAAGAAGAGGUUAAUGAUACUAAGAGCAUCAUUAUAGGUGGGAUUUAUUUUAGGGCCCUUAACUAUUAUUUAUUAUUAUUUUUUGCUUAGGGACUAAAGUAAGGGAUUUGGCUAAAUUAGUUGAUUAUUGGUGGGACUUAUGUUGUCCCUUAGUUAAUUUAAUUUAUUAUUUUAAUUAAUAAAUAAUGACAUAUAUAAUAUUUAAAUAAAACAUUAAAAAUUAAAAUGUAAUAUUAAAAUUGAAAACAUAAGAAAAGUACAUUUUUGAAAGAAAAUACAAACAUCAUAAUAAAAAAAAUAGAAAACAUAA
This is a messenger RNA of Brassica rapa (field mustard), 3495 nucleotides long. RefSeq names its product adenine/guanine permease AZG1. Lineage: Eukaryota; Viridiplantae; Streptophyta; Magnoliopsida; Brassicales; Brassicaceae. Gene Ontology annotation, biological process: adenine transport; guanine transport; transmembrane transport. Gene Ontology annotation, molecular function: purine nucleobase transmembrane transporter activity. The record is from RefSeq and is a predicted model, not a curated record. Gene Ontology annotation, cellular component: plasma membrane.